This is a messenger RNA of Odobenus rosmarus divergens (Pacific walrus), 1026 nucleotides long. RefSeq names its product DNA fragmentation factor, 40kDa, beta polypeptide (caspase-activated DNase) (gene DFFB). Gene Ontology annotation, cellular component: nucleus; cytoplasm. Gene Ontology annotation, molecular function: DNA endonuclease activity. The transcript is spliced from 7 exons. The coding region runs from base 1 to 1026 and encodes 341 amino acids. Lineage: Eukaryota; Metazoa; Chordata; Mammalia; Carnivora; Odobenidae. Gene Ontology annotation, biological process: apoptotic process; apoptotic DNA fragmentation. The record is from RefSeq and is a predicted model, not a curated record.
AUGUUUGCCGUGUUCCGGAAGCCCAAGACGUUCAGGCUGCGGGCUCUGCACAGCCAGAAGAAGUUUGGGGUGGCGGGGUGGAGCUGCCAGGAGGUGCUGCAGAAGGGGUGCCUCCACUUUCAGCUCCCUGUCGCCGGCUCCCGCCUGUGCCUCUAUGAGGAUGGCACGGAGCUGACCGGAGAUUACUUCUGGAGUGUCCCUGACAACUCGGAGCUGGUGCUUCUCACCUCGGGCCAGACCUGGCAAGGCUAUGUGAGUGACAUCAGUCGCUUCCUCAGCGCGUUCCACAAGCCGCACGCGGGGCUCAUCCAGGCCGCCCAGCAGCUGCUCUCCGACGAGCAGGCUCCGCUGCGGCAGAAGCUGCUGGCCGACCUCCUGCACACCAUCAGCGAGAACAUCGCGGCUGAGACCAGGGCCGAGGACCCGCCGUGGUUCGAAGGUUUGGAGUCUCGAUUCACGAGUAAGUCUGGGUACCUGAGGUAUAGCUGCGAGAGCCGGAUCCGGAGCUACCUGAGAGAGGUGAACUCUUACGCCUCCGUGGUCAGCGUGGAGGCUCAGGAGGAGUAUUCCCGCAUCGUGGACAUCAUGUGCCGGGAGCUCAGGGCGGCGCAGUACAACGGCAGCUACUUCGACAGAGGCGCCAAGGCAGGUGGCCGGCUCUGCACGCCCGAAGGCUGGUUCUGCUGCCAGGGUCCUUUUGACGUGGACACCUGCGCAUCCAAACACUCCAUCAACCCCUACGGUAACAGGGAGAGCCGGGUCCUCUUCAGCACGUGGAACCUGGACCACAUAAUAGAAAAGAAGCGCACGGUGGUCCCUGCACUGGCUGAAGCUGUUACAGAGCGAGACGGCAGAGAAGUGGCCUGGGAGUAUUUUUACAGCCUGCUCUUCACCUCGGAGAACCUGAAGUUGGUCCACAUUGCCUGCCAUAAGAAAACCACCCACAAGCUCAGCUGUGACCCACGCAGGAUCUACAAACCGCAGACGAAGCCGAAGAGGCGGCGGCCGGCCCGCAAGUGCCGGUGA